Pseudomyrmex gracilis is the source of this 1918-nucleotide messenger RNA. Its product is annotated as putative nuclease HARBI1. The coding region runs from base 1082 to 1903 and encodes 273 amino acids. The record is from RefSeq and is a predicted model, not a curated record. Lineage: Eukaryota; Metazoa; Arthropoda; Insecta; Hymenoptera; Formicidae. The transcript is spliced from 5 exons.
GGAACGCCAGCGACGUGUUACACACGUCGUCAGGCGAUUGUUGCAGAAAAGAAAAUGACGUACGUGUCACGUCAACUGUGACGCAUUUAUUUAUUAAUAAAUAAGAUUAGUAUUCAUACAUAUGUAAUUUUAUCAUCAGUUGAUAUCAUGCGUCUUUAUAUUCUCUUCUGGAACCCCCUGAACGCUGCCUGAACGCGCCCCGAAAUGAUUUGCACUCGACUGUUCUGGCACGCGCAACCGUAAAUUUCUUUGCACCGCAAGUGGUUAAGCACUGAAAGUUUCUGAUUUUCAAAAGUUACAUAUUUUAUAGACUUACAAAACUGACAGUAAAGUUUUUGAAACACAAUCUAAAAGCAGACUUAAAUAGGUGCGCGACGUGAAAUGUAUAGUAUAUGCUACUACUAUCUUCGGGAAGAUUUCGAAAACAAAUAUGACGCGGCACAAACUCGAUGAUAAUUUGACCUGUAUGAUAACAGAGAGAAGCCUGAGAGCGGCCAUGGCCAUAAGAGUUUCUGGCCCGAAUUCAUAGUCGCUUCUCAAAUCUUAGAUCUCGUCUCCAAUCUCAAAUCUCAGUUCUCAGAUCUCGAAUCUCCAACCUUAAAUUUCAAUGUGAAUAGGUUAUCUUGUAAUUUGGUAGUUUGUGGUCAUAAAGUGUACUAUAACAAGCGUAUUAUUACAAGAGAGAAAGACAUGAGUUAAUCUAACCUAAUCUCGUCUUUAUUUUACUUGUUUAACAAGAAAUUAAAAGCAAGAGUGUAAAAGAAAAAAAUUUUUUUUUAAAAAUUUGAAAAAAGUUACUCGAUCAGCAAAAAUUAUUAUCAGUAAGUUAAAUUACCAUGGAAGAUUUAGAAGAGUUUUUGGAAUUUAUGGAUAUGGCAGAGGUUGCAAAUAUAAGAAUACCUAAGCGUUACAUUCGGGAUUACUCAAAUCCUUUUGAAUUCUUCUAUGAAGAAGCAUUUAAAAAACGUUUUAAAAAUUUAGUAAAGAAGCAAUUAUUGAUUAUUUAUUGCCAAUUAUUAAAGAUAACUUGGCAAAAAAUAGUAACAGAGGUUUACCAGUAUCACCUGUUUUGCAACUUCUUAUGACUCUUCGAUUUUAUGCAACUGGCAACUAUCAAAUUGUUACGGGUGACUUAAGAGGCUUUUCGCAAUCCACUGUAUGCAGAUGUAUUAAAGCAGUGUCGAUAGCAUUUGCAGAAAAACUUCAUGAAUAUGUACACUUUCCUAAAACUCUGGAGGGUCAACGAAACAAUAUCAAAAAAUUUUAUGAAAUAGCUGAAUUUCCAAACGUUGCUGCUUGCAUUGACGGAACUUUGAUCAAAAUUGCGAAUCCUGCCAAAGAAAUUGGAGAAAUCUUUCGCAGUAGAAAAGGCUCAUUUUCUUUAAAUAUUUUGGCUGCUGUAGAACCAAGAGGAGAAAUUUUGUAUAUCGAUGUUCGACACCCGGGAAGCACUCAUGACAGCACUUGCUUUGAUCGCAGUGCCUUGAAACUGUUUUUUAUGGAGAAUAGGAUAAAAGGUCUGCUUUUAGGUGAUAAUGGCUAUAGUUGUCACUCAUAUUUACUUACACCUGUUUUGCGACCACUUAAUCAGGCAGAAUGUAAUUAUAACAAAAGUCAUAAAAAAACAAGGAAUGUUAUAGAAAGGACAUUUGGUCGAUGGAAAAACAAAUUUUCUUGUUUAAAAAGAGGUCUUUUAACCAAGUUAAAUACUUCAAUUGCUAUCAUUUGUGCUACAGCUGUUCUGUGGAACUUGCAUAUCCACAUCAAUUGCCCAAAUAAUAAUAUUUUAGUUGAAGAAGUAGAACAAGAGAAUGCAAUAUAUUUAGAUCUUGAUCCUCCUCGUAAUAUAAAUGGGUUGGAUUAUCGAUUGCGCUUUAUUAUUCGACACUUUUAUUUAAGAUAAUUAUUUUAUAAAAAU